AUGGCAACUGCCCGUGGAAAGGAAUUAUCCACUGGAGUCGACAGCUUUGUUAGCUAUCCAUCUGCCGGUGACCCAUCUGACGACGAAAGAAUCUUCCUUUUUCUCGAUGAAACAAAUCCACCAAAAAACAAAGACAUUCUGCAAAAGCCUCGAGCUAGAACUUCUGCAAAACAACCUCUAGCACAUAAACCUACACAGGGAAAAGAGCCCGAGAGAACUUAUGGGGAGUCGCCCCUCCAAGCGAAACAAGAGCGAGGCCAUUCUAAAAAGACCGAGAAGCAUGAGACGAACGAGAGGUCUUCAUAUCAUCACCGGAGUCCAGCAAGAUCACGAAGUAAACAUAAUAUCAACCAUAAUAUAGCAUCUCAAAGCGCUUCCCAUUUUGAAGAAGCUAGUACUGCUCAGGGAACCUCGGGACAGCAUAGAGCCCCCAGGGACAAUUCUGAUCGUUCAAAGCUUGAUCGUGAACAAAUAUCUAGACUGAAUGAUCGGUUCGGACCUCAUGAUCAAAUGCAACGAGCUGCGUCAAUACCUAUGGUGGAGCCUACCAAUCAUGGAACGCCCGAAGUGAAUCAAUUCAAUAAUUCCGCGGGUCAAGUGUAUGAUGGUUACGGGACAUGUUAUGGGCAGCCGCGAUACAAAUUGAAAAAUUUCCCGACCGAAACGUAUGGCUACUAUAAAAGUAUGCUCGAGUAUCAAAAAGCCUAUCUUUCUGCAACCGAUCAAUGUAUCAAAGCUGAGCAUAGGAGGAAAUGGGACGCGGAUUACUCGAAAUUGAAGGGCAGUAAUGGCAUCUUCCUUGUCGAAGUACCCCUCGGACAUCCUCUUAGAAGGGCCAUUUUGCUGAUGGAUACGAGAAUCGAUACAAAAAUGAGUCCCUGGGAGGAUCUUCCAUGCGCACCUAAGCCCUGA
Sclerotinia sclerotiorum 1980 UF-70 is the source of this 912-nucleotide messenger RNA. RefSeq lists its product with no specific name. The coding region runs from base 1 to 912 and encodes 303 amino acids. NCBI's taxonomy places the organism in Eukaryota, Fungi, Ascomycota, Leotiomycetes, Helotiales, Sclerotiniaceae. The transcript has 2 exons. The record is from RefSeq and is a predicted model, not a curated record.